Pyricularia pennisetigena is the source of this 957-nucleotide messenger RNA. RefSeq lists its product as uncharacterized. The transcript is spliced from 2 exons. Bases 1 to 957 code for a protein of 318 amino acids. The record is from RefSeq and is a predicted model, not a curated record. NCBI's taxonomy places the organism in Eukaryota, Fungi, Ascomycota, Sordariomycetes, Magnaporthales, Pyriculariaceae.
AUGAGCGGUAAUACCCCAGUUUUGAGCGAGGCUGAGAAGGAGCACUUCCUUGAGAAGGGCUGGGUAAAGAUACCGAAAGCCUUUACAAAAAAACAAGCCGAGGAGGCCACCAAGGAUGUUUGGACACGACUCGGCAUGUCGCCAACCGACAAGAGUACGUGGAGCAGCCUACGAACCAACAUGCCAGCCGCACAGCUCCGUUUCGAUGCCUCUGAAUUCGCACCUCGCGCAUGGGCAGCCGCGACUGAGCUCUGCGGAGGUGAGGAGCGGAUAGACCCCAAGUGCCGCACAUGGUGGGAUACCUUCAUCGUGAAUCUCGGCACACCCGAGAACGAAGGCAAGGAAGUUGUGCCAAAGGAGUUGGACAACUAUCAUGUCGACGGGGACUUCUUCGUCCACUAUCUGGAUAGUCCUGAGCAGGGCCUCCUGAUCAUCCCUCUGUUCACCGAUGUAGUGCCCGGUGGCGGAGGUACCUACAUUUGCCCGGAUGCGAUGCCCAAGGUUGCAAGUUGGCUAUAUGACCAUCCAGAGGGGGUAUCCCCACGGAUGGUGCCGCGAGGGGAACCAGACUUUGAGAAAGAGAUGAACUUGGAUUGGUUCCUCAAUCUAGCACAAACAUGUGAGGAUUUUGUGGAGGUGACUGGAGAGGCUGGGGAUGUUUACCUCCUGCAUCCGCUGAUGUUGCAUUCAGCGUCGACAAAUCCACUACGGCGCGUCCGGAUCAUCACCAACCCACCUGUAUUUCUGAAAGAGCCAUUUUGUUUCGACAGACCGGAUGGCAAUUACAGUUUGGUGGAGCGCAGAACAAUCAGGGCGCUUGGGAAGGAGGCACCGCUUGACUGGAAAAUCAAAGGUCCAAGGGAAGCCGUUGUCCCGGCUAGGGUACGACGGUGGGAGAAGAUGAAGGCUGAGGAAGCGAGGAGAUUGGAGGAGGCACGGAAGCUCAUAGCGGCGUGA